Linum trigynum is the source of this 1419-nucleotide messenger RNA. NCBI's taxonomy places the organism in Eukaryota, Viridiplantae, Streptophyta, Magnoliopsida, Malpighiales, Linaceae. The record is from the annotation of a GenBank genome assembly.
AUGAGCAUUGAACCUUUCAACAGGUUAGUGAAGCUAGCGGCUAGGGCGUUUUAUGAUGACUACACAACAAAGGGAGAUAAUCAACAAAAGAUUGGGCGUAGUGAUAACAGAGGAAUGGCGGUGGUGAUUCUCGAUGCUCUCACCAGACGCCAAUGGGUCAGAGAAGAGGAUCUGGCGAAGGAUUUAAAAAUACACACAAAGCAACUCCGGCGCACACUGCGGUUUUUCGAAGAAGAAAAGCUGGUUACUCGUGAUCAUAGGAAAGAGACGGCAAAAGGUGCAAAGUUAUACACUGCUGCAGUAGCGGCUACUACUGAGGUUCAACAUGGUAAAGAAGGGGAUGAUAAGGUUAAGCUACACACGCACUCAUACUGCUGCCUGGAUUACGCACAGAUAUAUGACGUUGUCAGGUACAGAUUGCAGCGCAUGAGGAAGAAAUUGAGGGAUGAAUCGGAAGGGAAAAAUACAAUUCAAGAGUAUGUGUGCCCCAACUGCGGGAGAAGAUACAAUGCUCUGGAUGCCCUGCGAUUGGUUUCCAUGGAAGAUGAAUUUUUCCAUUGUGAAAAUUGCAAUGGUGAACUUGUGGCAGAGAGCGAUAAGUUAUCUGUUCCAGAAGGAGGAGAUGCAGAUGAUAAUGCAAGGAGGAGGAGGCGCGAAAAAAUAAAGGACAUGCUUCAGAAAAUGGAUACGCAACUUAAGCCACUAAUUGAGCAACUGAACCUAGUGAAAGAUAUUCCUAUUCCUGAGUUUGGAAAUCUCCUAGCAUGGGAGGCUAGAGCAAGUGCUGCUGGUCGUGCUGGAAAUGGAUCUAAUUCCAAUGAUCCUUCAAAGUCAUCACAAGGAUAUGGUGGAGUACCAUUGCUAUAUCUUGGGGAGACGAAGGUUGAGGUUGCUUUUUCUGGUGUUGAUGGCAAGGAAGAGGAUGCCAAAUCUGUAAGUGCAGGCGCAGGGCUAAAAGUAUUACCACCAUGGAUGAUAAAACAAGGAAUGAACCUCACAGAGGAGCAACGAGGAGAGGUGAAGCAGGAGUCCAAGAUGGAUGGCAGCUCAUCAUCAGGGUUCUCAGAUGACAAGAAAACUGUCUCUGAAGAUGAUGAGAAAAAGAGUUUACAGGACGAGUACGCGAGAGCUUAUUAUGCUGCGAUCUUGGAGCAACAAGCAGCGCUAGAAGCUGCAAAUAAGCAACAGGAGGUGCUGGAAACUUCAGAUUUGAAUGGUCCUUAUGAAUCCUCGCCACAACGUCAAGUCGGGAUGAAGUUCAAGCGUGAAGACAAUGAGGGAGAUGAUGAUGUCGACUGGGAAGAGGCCCCACUGGGAGGUAACGAGACGAGCGAAAGUUACAGGGUGCAUGAUUUGAACGAGGAAGCAAAGGCUACUCCAGAGGACGAGGAUGAUGAUAUAGACUGGGAAGAAGGGUAG